AUGUCUCAUGGAUUGAUUCUCUAUUCUUUAGAAGCGCAAGUUUUUGUACUGACCCCAGUCAGUCCGAUUCAAGCUCAAGAUGGCGAUAACAUUACACUAAAUUGGGACUAUCAUUCUGGCUUUCACACACUGGGUCUUGCUCAGUGGGAGACUAUGACCUCGGGGGGUACCUUGGAAACCAUCAUUUAUUUAUCAUCGAAUUACAAAGGCCGCGUGUAUGUGACGAGCAAAGCCUCUCUUUCUUUUAUUGACGUUAAAGUGGAUGACACCGGGCGAUAUGGUAGUAAGUUGACGUUUGGAGACGCAACAAUUUCAAAUUCCACAAUACUUGAAGUAUCAGGUAGACGACUGUUUUUCUCAUUAACCUAAGCUAAGUUCAUGCCGAUAAGAAACCGGGCUGAACGAGGCAGAUUAAUUACUCAGGGUGUUGCAUCAUCCCACGGUCCUCGCUUUUCGUCGAGGCACUGUUACAAAAUACUUCAAGUAGUCUACAUCUGCAUCUGUUGAGCGUAAAUAGUGUUAUUGGUAUCGUAUUGUCGUCUAUACUCAUGUGCAUGGUAUCCACAUGACACGCUAAUAAAGCGUGCAUUUACAGAUUUUGGUCCACUGAGUAAUUUCGCUCGUUUAUGAAUGAGGUCGUUUUUUCUCUCAAUUCAUCUCCCUCUAUGGAAAAUAGCACUUUGCUCAAACUUGAUUUAUCAUUCGGAACAAAGUUCUUCGUUGAAGUUUUCUAACUUCCGACUUGGCCAAUUGUGGCUUAUGCAUGAUUAACUGAAGGCUAAGAAACAUUUAAAAGAAGGAAAAACUAAUAUAGUUAGAUUAUGAUUUUUUUCCCUUUAACAAUGUUGUUCUCCUCAUAUGAUAGAGCGCUGGUAGAAAUUGUAACAUGCAUGUGCUCUCUCAACAUCAACGUCAUCUCCUAGGUAUAUCGAUCACAACUAAUCCAUGCUAUGUCGGUCUGUUCAUCUCUUAAGCGAGACCCAUUACAGACAUAUCCCCCACAGCUGAUGGUACUGCUGAUGACAACACGAUUAAUACGCAUCCAGUAUAUCUGGCCUUUGUUGCCGUGGUCCUAAUCCUAAUUAUAAUAGUUGUUGUCUACUUUUUCCUCACGCGUAAAAAAAGAGGUGAGCUCGUACACCUUCCCUCGUAAAGACCAUUAAAACCGUCUGGCUAAAGUAGGUCAGUGGUUUGGAUUUUGGAUUUGGACGAAAAGGGUGUUGGGGGGCUUAAGAUUGUUGAUAAAACUGUUUCCCAUUUCUCUCAUGGGGGUUUGAUUCUGUCCCCACCCUAUUCGAUAUAUAUGCAAUGCAACAUAUAUCUUAAGACUGACAAAUGAUGACUUACAAGGAAAAGGUUAAUGAUUUAAAUGAACUGACAAUCUUAAUCUUAUUGUUGUUUCUCAACAAUGGCUCUUACCAAUAGGAAGUAAGUAUUACGCCUGUGUCGGCUUUCUCACCGGUAGUGUCCCAUCUUCCAUUCGCAAGUUUGCCGACAAUUUUAAUUUGAUGACCUCUGUCUUAAACUGUCAUUCAUAACAUGAUGGGCUUGUAUACUUCUCCUGAUAUUCAGCACGCCUUUAGUCACUCUAAUUCAGUCUUUACAAUCCUAUUUUAGUCACAGUUCUGUUCCGUUUCAACCACUCUGAUUGACUUGAUAGACUAUGAUGUUAGCAAGAAUACGAUGACAAGUAUGUUGUUAUCUCUUUUCUUCUCUUCUAGCAAAAAAUGAAAGAGAUAGACUGGAUACGAAUAUGAUUGAAAUGGUAAGAAUAGGAUAAGAUUUAUCUUUUUUUUCGGGAGGAUGUCCCCUAGGAAAAUUCACAGGAUGAUAUCAAGCACGUUCCUCUAAACAAUUUUCAUUGCAAAUUAUACUUGUAUUUGAAUUAAUGGCAAGACUUUGGUUUUUCUCGCCACGAAAAUAGAUGGUGUCGAAGGGCCUUGGUUUUCAAGGGGAACGGGGGGGAUGGGGGGGGGGGACAGUUAUCUCUUAUAGAGUUUUUUGCCGGUAGUAGGACUAUGUUUCAUUGACUGCCAAUCAAGGGGAAUCAUUGGCAUACGAAAGGGCCUUAUUGAGGCAGUGGCUAAGUUUUAUAACAACGAGCCAAAAUCCUCCGUCCUCACCCUCCCUCCCCCCCACAGCUCCUCUCAAGCUAUGAACGAUGACAAGGCUAAGUCUUGGUGUGUUGUACUUUCUCUGUACAAAACCCACUCUCUCAAAAUUACAAGUACCCAAACGUAGACGCAGACUCAGGACGCAACUUCUGAUCCAAUUAGUUCCUCUGACGAGGUGAUCCGCUAAGAAUACUCAGUGAUUCCUCCUAUACUUCCCUACCCGACCGAAAAGGACUGGGAAUUACCUAGAGAGAAUCUCGUGUUUGUGAAGGUGAUUGGCAGGGGAACUUUUGGUAAAGUGGCUCGAGGAAUGGCAAAGAGAAUAAAUGACAACAAGGAAAACGUGCUUGUGGCUAUCAAAAUGUUAAAAGGUUUGUUUAGGUUUGUCAGAUAGCAUGAGUGUGUAGACUUAGAAAUUCUUCCAUCGAGCUAAUUCACGGUAAAUUUGAUUAAGAAUGGAGGAAGAAAUUUGGGGACGUGAAUUGCUGUUUUUUCUUUUCUUGUUCGUUUGAUUUUACAUUUCGACGAUAACGUAUUCAAAACAUCAGAGUUUUUUUCUAGUACCCGAACCAUUCAUAAAAACCCGUUGUUUAUAUUGAUCUAUGGUAGAAAAUGCCACCGACGAGAAAAGACAGGAUCUCCUCGCUGAACUAAACAUGAUGAAGAACCUUGAACCGCAUCAAAAUUUUAUUCAGUUAUUGCGCUGUGUCACCAAAUCU
Molecule: messenger RNA, 2833 nt
Organism: Pocillopora meandrina
Lineage: Eukaryota; Metazoa; Cnidaria; Anthozoa; Scleractinia; Pocilloporidae
Source: the annotation of a GenBank genome assembly